GCUGGAGACGUGCUUUGCAUUGGCAGGCUGAUGAGAACACGUGUCUCCUCCCUGCCUCCCCCCCGGGCUCCACGGUACCGCAUUGGCAUCAGUAAAGGCACCUGAAAACCGACAACCAACUCCUGGAAACGCUGCCUGCCACCUUAUAACCCGAAAGAAAACGAUACUAUAGGCCCUACAGAGACCUGUGGCUCGCCUUUCUUCGUGCGUAAAGCUUUUGCGCACACCGCCAAACUGCCUCAGAGACUGAAUAGGUGCGCUAACUCGUCGAGCAUCAGAGCGCAGUGCCAAGAUGCAGAAACGGAGCAGCGACGUCUGAAGGUGACAUGAACCUGGGGAUAAUCAAGAGCAGCAGGCGUACAUUGACCAAGAAGUGGAGAUAGCAACUGAAAACCGACGGUGUCUUGAAACCAAACUUGCGCUUCCCCCCCUCCCCCCGUGGCUUUAUCUAAUGCAGAGAAACAAGAGCUGCCAUCCAAAGUAGCCUCACAUUUUUACUGACUGGAGGAGGAGAAAAAAGAACCUAAUUAAGCUGCAGCCAGUUGAGAUUCAGGAGAGGAACGAAAAAUGGCGACAUUAAUCAGAAGCAAGCUUUCUAAUAAACUGUCAAAUGCAGCCACCGCUGUUUCCAACAAAUCCCAGGCGAAGGUGAGCGGGAUGUUCGCCAAAAUGGGGUUCCAGGCCGCCACCGACGAGGAGGGUCUGGGCUUCGUCGCCUGCGAUGACCUGGACUACGACCACCGGCAAGGCAUGCAGAUGGACAUUUUGACAUCCGAUGAAAUGGGGGGAGAGGGGAGCGGAGACGGAGGCGCGCUGGAAGGUGACAGCCACUACCAGAGGGACGGCACCGGUCCACCGCGCUCCGCCUCAAAGGACGGAGGUCCGACGAACGAGUUGACUGAAGCGAGACCAAAAAUCACCGCUUGGGAGGCGGGCUGGAACGUCACGAACGCAAUCCAGGGGAUGUUCGUUCUUGGGUUGCCCUACGCCAUCCUGCACGGAGGAUACCUCGGACUCUUUCUCAUUAUUUUCGCCGCUGUGGUGUGCUGUUACACGGGGAAAAUCCUCAUUGCAUGCCUGUACGAGGAGGACGAAGACGGGCAGCUCGUCCGUGUGAGGGACUCCUAUGUGGACAUUGCCAACGCCUGCUGUGCGCCCAGAUUCCCGUCUUUAGGUGGCCAUAUCGUGAAUGUAGCCCAAAUCAUAGAGUUAGUGAUGACUUGCAUCCUGUAUGUGGUGGUCAGUGGUAAUCUCAUGUACAACAGCUUCCCAGACAUGCCAAUUUCCCAGAAGUCCUGGGCCAUCAUCGCUACCGCCGCUCUGCUCCCCUGCGCCUUCCUCAAGAACCUGAAAGCCGUCUCCAAGUUCAGCUUGCUGUGCACAAUGGCCCACUUUGUCAUCAACGUCCUGGUGAUAGCGUACUGCCUCUCCAGAGCGAGGGACUGGGCCUGGGACAAGGUCAAGUUUUACAUCGACGUCAAGAAGUUCCCCAUCUCCAUUGGGAUUAUCGUGUUCAGCUACACCUCGCAGAUCUUCCUGCCGUCCCUGGAGGGGAACAUGUAUAAACCGAGCGAGUUCCACUGCAUGAUGAACUGGACUCACAUCGCUGCCUGUAUCCUCAAGGGCCUGUUCGCCCUGGUGGCCUACUUGACCUGGGCUGACGAAACCAAGGAGGUCAUCACAGACAACCUGCCCCCAACCAUCCGAGCCGUCGUCAAUAUCUUCCUAGUGGCCAAAGCUUUGCUGUCGUAUCCGCUGCCGUUUUUCGCCGCCGUCGAGGUUUUAGAGAAAUCGUUUUUUAAUGAUGGGGCUCGUGCGUACUUUCCAGAUUGCUACGGAGGCGACGGACGCCUCAAAUCCUGGGGACUCUCUCUCCGAUGUAUCCUUGUUGUGUUCACCUUGCUCAUGGCGAUCUAUGUGCCACAUUUCGCCCUCCUCAUGGGUCUCACCGGCAGCCUGACAGGCGCAGGCCUGUGCUUUCUGCUUCCCAGUCUCUUCCACCUUAAGCUUUUAUGGAGAAAGCUGCUAUGGCACCAGGUUUUCUUUGACGUGGCCAUCUUUGUAAUAGGAGGUAUAUGCAGUGUAUCUGGUUUUAUCCACUCAGUAGAGGGGCUAGUAGAGGCUUUCAAAUAUAACAUAGAAGAGUAGAUUGCAUUGCUGGAACUAGAUGUUAACUGCAAAUCCCCAUUUAGUGAAAAAAUAAUAAAACACACGAGUUCCCGGCAAGCGCGGCCCUUCUGCUUAACUCAUGCGUAAAAAGCGCGCGCACAGAACACACGCGGACAUUUUCGCACUCACUCUUGCAUCAGUUCAGAAGUAACGCGCACACACACGCACACACACACACACACACACACACACACACACACACACACACACACACACACACACACUCUAGGAGCCGAGGGAAUCCAAUGCAUCCACAACACACUAUAUGGACAAUACAUGUUGUAUAAAUAUGCGAACAAACGUACAUAUACAUAUUUUCCAGUGGAGUGAACGUUUACAAUAUUGACCUUAAAUAAAUUUGCAAAAAGGGCAGUUUGUCUUUUAGUCGCUCUUGUGGUGCUUCCCCCACAUGAGACUUCACUUCAUGUAACGCUCCAGUUUGUGAUGGACAGAUAUUCGACGGCAUAAUGUGAUUCAAUGAUGAUCAAGAUAAGUUUAUUUUAAAAGAAGAAGGAAAAAAUAAAUAAAGUUAAACCACUUUCUUCUAUAGGUAAUUUGCAAUAUGAUUAUGGGGCAGUGAAUGUGGUGUUUAAUCCAGAAAAAAGCCUCUGGGACGGAAAAAAACCCCCAACACACAAUGGCAAUAACCAGCAGUAGAAACACAUGAAUGCAUAUAGAAACAUAUGUUCCGUUAGAAAUGAGGAAAUUGGACCUUCCCCCCCACCCCCACCCCCGAGCAGUUUAAAAUACUGGAAAUGCAAAAUAUCAAAGUACACAGCAGCUAUACAAACUAUGCAUUGAAUGUAUGAUAUUUCAGACACAUAAAACACAAUGAAAAGUAGAAAUAUUAAAAAAAGAAAAGAAAGAAAAGAUCCUGCAAAUUUAAAUUCUUCUGCGUGAAAGUGUUAAUGCUUUGGUAUUCUUUCCAAUAUUAACCUUUAAUUUAUUGCGCUUUUAAAUAGGCAAUAACUCAAAUUCACCUGACCUAGUAAAAUGUCCGAACCCCCCCCGGCCCCAUACAUCCUGGCCUAAAUUUCAUCUAGAUGGGGACUCCAAAUUGAAAUCCUGCACACUCGGUUCACCAUAAUGCUUGUCAUUACAUUUGAAAACAAAAUGGCCUGUUAUGAAAUUAAUUUGAAAGAUUCCCGUCUCGAAAAUUCGGUGUCUGAAAAAUAUUUUUCAGAGGUCAUUAAAGAGGAAAAUGUGCAUACAGACAUUUUUCAUUCUGUGCAAUCCAAUGGGUCCUGUGGAAAUGUUAUAAAACCGUAUGUGUAGUGUGUAAUUGUGGUUUCAAAAAGAUGGAAUGUAUAUCUCAAAGUCGUUAUCAUAUAUCGUGAAAUUAAUAUUAAAGAAUAAAGAAAUAAGUGAAAUUA
Dicentrarchus labrax (European seabass) is the source of this 3542-nucleotide messenger RNA. It is a transcript of the gene slc32a1, whose product is annotated as solute carrier family 32 member 1. Gene Ontology annotation, cellular component: vacuolar membrane. Gene Ontology annotation, molecular function: amino acid transmembrane transporter activity. Gene Ontology annotation, biological process: amino acid transmembrane transport. The transcript is spliced from 2 exons. The record is from RefSeq and is a predicted model, not a curated record. The coding region runs from base 568 to 2148 and encodes 526 amino acids. NCBI's taxonomy places the organism in Eukaryota, Metazoa, Chordata, Actinopteri, Moronidae.